AUAUAUCAUCUAGAUUGCCUCCAUUUGUUCCCAUCCAUAUACUGUAUUUAGCAUGGCAACAGCAACAAUAUUAGCUACGCCUGGGCAUGGAGUAGUACCAUGCAAACCAAAUACUACUGGCAACUACUGCUUCUACAAAGCAUCAUCAGCUAAAACAAGAGGCAGCCUACGAGUGAUCAUGAAGCGGAGGUGCAUGAGCAGUGCGAGCAGGGGGACCAUGGACGUCGUUACGCGGGAGGAGGAGGAGGAGGAAUGGAUGGGGUACCUGGCACCGGAGAGGCUGGAGGUCUUGGCGCAGCUGGAGCCGUGGGCGGAGGCGCACGUGCUGCCGCUGCUGAAGCCGGCGGAGGAGGCGUGGCAGCCCUCAGACCUGCUCCCGGACACGGCGGCGCUGGGCGCGGAUGGCUUCCACGCAGCGUGCCUCGAGCUCCGCGAGCGAGCGGCCGGCGUGCCGGACCCGUACCUCGUGUGCCUGGUGGGCAACAUGGUGACGGAGGAAGCGCUGCCCACGUACCAGAGCAUGCUGAACCGCUUCGAGGCCGUGCGCGACCUCACCGGCGCCGACGGCACCGCCUGGGCGCGCUGGAUCCGCGGCUGGUCCGCCGAGGAGAACCGCCACGGAGACGUGCUCAGUCGAUACUUGUACCUCUCCGGGCGCGUCGACAUGCGCCAAGUGGAGCGCACCGUGCACAACCUCAUUGGCUCCGGCAUGGCCCUGCACGCCGCCAGGAGCCCCUAUCACGGUUUCAUCUACGCCGCCUUCCAGGAGCGCGCGACAGCCAUCUCGCACGGCAACACGGCGCGCCACGUCGGCGCGCACGGCGAAGCCGCCCUCGCCCGUGUCUGCGGCGCCAUCAUGGCCGACGAGAAGCGGCACGAGGCCGCCUACACUCGCAUCGUCGGAAAACUCUUCGAGGUUGACCCGGACGCUGCCGUGCGCGCCUUUGCGUACAUGAUGCGCCGCCGGAUCACCAUGCCGGCCGCGCUCAUGACCGACGGUCGCGACGACGACCUCUUCGCCCACUACGCCGCCGCCGCUCAGCAGACCGGAGUGUACACGGCCGCUGACUACCGCAGAAUCGUGGAGCACCUGAUACGGCAGUGGCGCGUGGAGGAGCUCGCGGCGGGGCUUUCCAGCGAAGGGAGGCGCGCGCGGGACUACGUGUGCCGGCUGCCGCAGAAGAUACGGAGGAUGGAGGUGAAGGCCCAUGACAGGGCGGCCGAGGCCCAAAAGAAGCCUACGCCUAUCCCGUUAAGCUGGAUCUUCGAUAGGCCCGUCAGUGUCAUGCUGCCAUGAUUAUUUAAAAUAAUUCCCCUCAAA
Molecule: messenger RNA, 1321 nt
Organism: Phragmites australis (common reed)
Lineage: Eukaryota; Viridiplantae; Streptophyta; Magnoliopsida; Poales; Poaceae
Product: acyl-[acyl-carrier-protein] desaturase 7, chloroplastic-like
Exons: 2
Coding region: 53-1297 (414 amino acids)
Biological process (GO): fatty acid metabolic process
Cellular component (GO): chloroplast stroma
Molecular function (GO): stearoyl-[ACP] desaturase activity
Source: RefSeq, a predicted model, not a curated record